Molecule: messenger RNA, 549 nt
Organism: Cooperia oncophora
Lineage: Eukaryota; Metazoa; Nematoda; Chromadorea; Rhabditida; Trichostrongylidae
Source: the annotation of a GenBank genome assembly
AUGAAUGAUCAACAAAAUCCUCAUCAUGAGGUGAAUGCCUUUCAAUAUGAGGAUAUGGACGGACGUGCUGGGGCUGAAGAAGCCCCAGGUCCCCUACCCGAUAUGCGGGCAAUGAGCCUCAAAAGAAAUAUACGUCGUUUGGACUCGAUUGUACCGACGGCUGGCCGAGAAGGUGCCGACAUCCAAUUCAACCUCUAUAAGGGCCGUGGAGUUGCAGUGUUCACAUCUGGAGGUGACUCUCAAGGUAAAAAGGUUCUUGAGAUUACCAGUUCUCAUGAAGUAGUGUUCUGCAACGGGUAUCUCAUAGGAAUGAACAGCGCUGUACGAUCGGUAGUUCGUAUGGGUAUAUAUCUCGGCUGUAAAGUGUUCUUUAUCAAUGAGGGUUACCAAGGAAUGGUCGAUGGAGGUGACAAUAUCGUCGAAGCGAGCUGGAACUCCGUGUCUGACAUCAUUCAGAAAGGUGGAACAAUUAUUGGUUCAGCGCGCUGUAACGAUUUUCGGCAACGAGAAGGUCGACUAAAGGUAAAUGGUAGCACUUUUUUCGCAUAG